UCCGCGGUCUCAGGCGGCUCCGCAAUCAUGGUGGAGGUGGUGGAGUUGCCGAAGACCCGUAUUAACGCCAGCAUGCUAUCUCAGUUCAUCGACCGGCCCGUCUGCUUCGUGGGGAGACUGGAAAAGAUUCAUCCCAGUGGAAAAAUGUUUAUUCUUUCAGAUGGAGAAGGCAAAAGUGGAACCAUUGAGUUGCCGGAACCCCUUGAUGAAGAAAUCUCUGGAAUCGUGGAAGUAGUUGGAAGAGUAACAGCCAAGGCAACCAUUAUGUGUGCAUCUUAUGUCCAGUUUAAAGAAGAUGUCCAUCCUUUUGAUCUUGGACUUUACAAUGAUGCUGUGAAAAUUAUCCAUGAGUUCCCCCAGCUUUUUCCUUGGGGAGUUGUGCAACAUGAUUGAUCUUGAUUGCAAAUAAGCUACAUUGAAGAGUAUUAAGGCCCCUGGUAUUUGAGGGAGCGAUUCUGUUAUUUUUUAAUAUUUAAUUUUUUCCCUUUUUAAUUUCAUUUGCCUAACUUUAUUAGAUAUUCUAAUAUGCCGUUUUUGAUGGAACUGGUAUAGUGACAGUUCUCAUCUAUAUGUCCAUAUAGCAUCACUUCUCUGGCAUAUGGUCAGAUAAAUGAAAGAACAAAGCUGUUGUCUUAGUUUUCUGUUUUACUAAUAAAAGUUUAAAUGCUA
Molecule: messenger RNA, 669 nt
Organism: Hipposideros armiger (great roundleaf bat)
Lineage: Eukaryota; Metazoa; Chordata; Mammalia; Chiroptera; Hipposideridae
Gene: RPA3
Product: replication protein A3
Exons: 4
Coding region: 28-393 (121 amino acids)
Biological process (GO): mismatch repair; nucleotide-excision repair; base-excision repair
Cellular component (GO): DNA replication factor A complex; site of double-strand break; nucleus
Molecular function (GO): single-stranded DNA binding; damaged DNA binding
Source: RefSeq, a predicted model, not a curated record